CUGGGUUGUCCAAAUCGCAAAACCCCACCUUUUCACGCAAGCCAACCCCCAUUUCUCUCUCUCUUUCGCUCUCUCCUCACCAUGGCUUCCCAAGCCCUUCUUCUUCUAGGCCUUCUCCCCCUCGUCCACCUUUUCCUCUUCUUGGCCUCCGCGGCCUCCGUUCAAGACCUGCUCCGCGCCCACGGCCUCCCUCCGGGGCUCCUCCCCCGAUCGGUGGAGUCCUUCUCGCUCGACCCCGCCUCGGGUCUUCUGGAGGUCCGACUCGACUACCCCUGCUACGCCCGGUUCGACAGCCUCGUCUUCUUCGACCGGGUGGUGCGCGGCAACCUUAGCUACGGCGGCCUCCACGGCGUCGUCGGCGUCGCCCAGGAGGAGCUCUUCCUCUGGCUCCCCGUCCGUGAGAUCGUCGUCGCCGAUCCCUCCUCGGGAGUCAUCUUCUUCGACAUCGGCGUCGCCCACAAGCAGCUCUCUCUCUCCCUCUUCGAGUACCCUCCCCAGUGCCAGCCGGGGACGGAAGGGGAGCUCGUUCCCGGCAUCGGAGAAGGAUUUCGUGGCAGGCAUGAGAAAGGACUCGAGGAGGAAAGAUAAGCUGGAAAAGGAGAUGCUUCACAUUCUAUCUUGUUUUCUCCAUCAAGAAAACAUUUUAUCUUGCUUUCUUUCUUCCCUUCUCCUCUCUUCUACCUUACUAUGGAAGCAUUGGUGACAUUGUGAUACAUUGCAGCCGCUUUAGUUACUCCCUCUUGUUUCCUCUGCUUGCAGAUCCUACUUUUAUUACCAGUAUAUGGAUACUAGAAUGGUCUUCUCUUCACCUUUGUAGAACUUUGAGAGUUGGGUAAAAUAAUGAGAUGUUGUAGCAUCCUAGACUUGAAAUUUUGUAGGUUUGUUGCAACUCUUUCCUUUAUCUUGGACUAUGUUUCUUAGCCAAAAUUUUUGAAGAUCUUGGCAUCUGAACUGCAUGGAAUGGAAAGAGUAACUUUCUAA
Messenger RNA from Phoenix dactylifera (date palm), 981 nucleotides. RefSeq lists its product as uncharacterized. The record is from RefSeq and is a predicted model, not a curated record. Lineage: Eukaryota; Viridiplantae; Streptophyta; Magnoliopsida; Arecales; Arecaceae.